Mercenaria mercenaria is the source of this 1078-nucleotide messenger RNA. RefSeq lists its product as uncharacterized. The record is from RefSeq and is a predicted model, not a curated record. NCBI's taxonomy places the organism in Eukaryota, Metazoa, Mollusca, Bivalvia, Venerida, Veneridae. The transcript is spliced from 5 exons. Bases 281 to 904 code for a protein of 207 amino acids.
CACUUCCUUGUCGUGUUUAUUUUUACCGUUUCGUGUCAAUAAGUACUUAAAUGUUGAUACUUUCAGUUUUUUAUUUACGUUUUCAUUGUUCAUGUAUUGUCAACUUAUUGUCAUCGUCAACAUCAAAUCAUAUUUUACACGUGUUUACAUAUUUUUUAUGCCUUGCACUUAACAUGACACAUUUUUAUCGUUAUAAAUAUGGAGUUAAACCUGCACCAUUCGCAGCUUUCUCUCUCCUUGCAUCUGGAUUUAUAGCUACUGCUCAGAUAUUAGGUUCAGAAUGAAGGUAUCCGCUGUUGCUGUAUGUAUGAGCGUGGCUCUUGCUGUGGCUCUGGGACAAAACUCUAACGGACUGAACAUGAAUAUGAACAGUAACUGGGGUUUGAAUUCUAAUAUGAAUAACUGGAAUGGCUUGAAUUCUAAUAUGAACAACUGGAAUGGACUGAAUUCCAAUAUGAACAACUGGAAUGGAAACAACAACAACUGGAAUGGAAACAACAACAACUGGAAUGGAUUGAAUUCUAACAUGAACAACUGGAAUGGUCUAAAUUCCAACAUGAACGGACUGAACCGUAACUGGAAUGGCAUGAACAUUAAUGGCAUGAACAUACUGAAUACAAAUAUGAGGAACAUUAACGGAGGGAGAGACGACCCAGCCAGAAUGUCUGAGGGUAUCUACGAUGAUGCCACAGCCAUGUCAUCAAAACAUUAUUAUGUGCACGAGCCACCUCAGCCUGUGACUGUUAUAUCCAGUGGAGAUGUAGGACCUGCACCUGUGUACAUGACGUCAUCAUCUGGGGACGACGUCAUGAUUGUCGCCACGUCAGCAGAUGAUCCGACUGAAGGUCAUGUGGUCGUAGCAGGUGGCGACAACAUUGGAAUGUUGCCAAAAACAGACGUAUAAUAAUCCAAAAACCUGCUCAAAUGUGGCGGCUUCGGAAUGAAGUACGGAAGAUAACUCUGUCCUGACUACGACGGUUGCUACAAAGAAAGGUGUUUUUGAGAUUUAUUGACGUCAAAUGCUAUAUGAUAAUCGUCAUUUAAAUCAUUCAUGUCAUCAAUAAAAAAUAAAACAUGA